AUGGCGUCGUCGUGGUUAUCCUCUACUCCCUUCACCGUCGUCACCGCCACCACUAUCCUCCGCAACUAUUCCACCUCUAACAAUAGCCCUGCUGUAACUACCAGUCUUAAAGAGUACAAUUCAAAUGAUAUAUUGUCACUUCUCUACACAUCCAUUUCAGCUAAAAAGAAAACCGAUAACAAGAAACCAAAGAAACUAAGAAAAUGGGAAACCCAAAAAGGAAAAAACACCUUUUCUUACCCACAACCCAAACCAACUCCACUUAUAAUUCACCAUCAACCAUAUCCUCAAUCCAAAUUCCAAGCACUUGAACAAGUCCUCAAUGACCUUGAAGAUUCUAUAGAGAAAGGCAUCAAAAUUGACCCUGAAAUUUAUGCUUCUUUGUUAGAAACUUGUUACCGUUUUCAAGCUAUUCAUCAUGGUAUUCGACUUCACCGCCUUAUCCCACCAACGCUUUUGCAUAGAAACGUUGGUAUAUCGUCUAAACUUGUUAGGUUGUAUGCUUCAUUUGGGUAUAUGGAUGAGGCACAUGACCUGUUUGAUCAAAUGACUGAGAAAGAUAUGUAUGCAUUUCCAUGGAAUUCACUUAUAUCUGGAUAUGCCCAAUUGGGUUUUUAUGAUGAUGCUAUUGCACUUUACUUCCAAAUGGUGGAAGAGGGUGUUGAACCUGACUUGUUUACCUUUCCUCGGGUUCUUAAAGUUUGUGCUGGAAUUGGGUUGGUUCGAGUUGGGGAAGAGGUGCAUCGUCAUGUAGUGCGUUCUGGGUUUGGCGAUGAUGGGUUUGUACUUAAUGCACUUGUUGACAUGUAUUCUAAGUGUGGUGACAUUGUGAAAGCGAGGAAGAUCUUUAACAAGAUACCUUUUAGAGAUUCGGUUUCAUGGAACUCAAUGCUAGCAGCUUAUGUUCAUCAUGGUGUUGAGGUUGAGGCAAUCAACAUUUUUCGCCAAAUGCUUUUGGAAGGGGAAAAACCUGACUCUUUUUCUAUAUCCGCAAUUCUUACUGGCGUGUCAUCACUGGAUGUUGGGGUCCAAAUUCAUGGAUGGGUAAUCCGACAAGGUGUUGAGUGGAGCUUGUCCAUCGCUAAUUCAUUGAUAGUUGUGUACUCCAGCAAUGGAAGGUUGGAUAAGGCACGUUCAAUAUUCAAUCAAAUGCCAGAAAGGGAUAUUGUUUCGUGGAACUCCAUAAUAUCGGCUCAUCGUAAACACCCGGAAGCCAUUGCUUAUUUUGAGAAAAUGGAGGAAGCCGGUGAAAAUCCUGAUAAAAUAACAUUUGUUUCAUUGAUAUCAGCUUGCGCCCAUUUAGGUUUGGUGAAUGAUGGAGAGAGAUUGUUUGCUUUGAUGUGUGAAAAGUAUAAAAUAAAACCAAUUAUGGAGCAUUAUGGUUGUAUGGUUAACCUGUAUGGUAGAGCAGGGCUUAUCGAAAAGGCUUAUAGUAUCAUAGUUGACGGGAUGGGCUCUGAGGCUGCUGGUCCAACUCUUUGGGGAGCUUUAUUAUAUGCAUGUGUUUUGCAUGGAAACGUAACUAUAGGAGAGAUUUCUGCAAACAAGCUUUUUGAAUUAGAGCCAGACAAUGAACAUAAUUUUGUACUUCUUAUGAAGAUCUAUGAAAAUACAGGCAAAUUAGAGGAUAUGGAGAAAAUUAGAAAGAUGCUGGCUGAUAGAGGAUUGGAUCACUAUACAGCUCUAUACAUCUAA
Messenger RNA from Lathyrus sativus (Indian pea), 1695 nucleotides. NCBI's taxonomy places the organism in Eukaryota, Viridiplantae, Streptophyta, Magnoliopsida, Fabales, Fabaceae. The record is from the annotation of a GenBank genome assembly.